Molecule: messenger RNA, 2384 nt
Organism: Rhinopithecus roxellana (golden snub-nosed monkey)
Lineage: Eukaryota; Metazoa; Chordata; Mammalia; Primates; Cercopithecidae
Gene: C4H6orf141
Product: chromosome 4 C6orf141 homolog
Exons: 2
Coding region: 177-914 (245 amino acids)
Source: RefSeq, a predicted model, not a curated record
GGCGGAGGGCGAGGAGGCGGGUUCCGCACGCGGUUGGCCUGGGGCUGAUCCAGUCUUCAGCUCUCGCUGGCUGGGAGUCCGGGGCAGCCACAGAGGCCACACCCAGGGCUUGCUGGUCCCGCGCUUUCCGGAGCUCAGCAGGCGCUUGCUGCUUGAACUGGCCAAAGAAGGAACGAAUGAAUGACCCUUUUGCCAGGAUGGAGACCCGAGGGCCUCAGGGAGCUGCGAAUCCCACGGACUCCUCCCGCAGCCUGGGGGAUCUCGAGUCUUUUCUGAGCGAGGUGGGGCGCGGGGCCCCGCUGGCUCCGGGAGCCCGGAAUCCCGCGACGGCGGGGGCGAGCCGAAGCCAGGGUGGCGGCCACGAGGACAGAUCGGCAGGUCGGGCCCUCGGACCUCGGGCCGGAGAGGAAUUGGACCGUGAGUCCUGGGUCAGGGAGAAAGUACUCUUUCUCCUGCACCCAGAGAGGUGGUUAGGGACUCAAGGGGACCCUGCACGGGAAAAGGUGGCCGGCGCAAAGGACCUUCCUCACGCGGCGGGUGGAGAGGACCACGGCGAGGAGCCCAAUUACCCUUCUGUCUCUCAUCGAGAAAAGCGAAUUUCUGGCAGGCGUGUAGCCCCGCCGCGGGACCCAGCAGACCCAUCCAAAUACGUGCUUGUGCGGGUGGAGGAUUAUCAGGUAACACAAGAAGUGUUGCAGACCUCCUGGGCCAAGGGUCGCAUGACCACCAGGACUGAGGAGCACUCCGUGACCGCGCUCACUUUUCGCAGCAGUAGAGAGGGACAGCCUGGGGGACACCGGGCCCCUGGUGAACCUCGGGAUCUCCAGGAACGAACAGGGGCACCCCGCGUUCACGCCGCGGAGAGGAGGGUUUCACCGUCUCCAGGGACCUUGCUCGAGGAGAUUAAACUCUAAAGAGUAACCCGAGAAAUGUUCCGGGAUGGUGGAUGAGCGAUCAUCCUUAAAAGAAAAUGCUAUUCUGGGAACUCCAACCAGCAAUUAACCUGCAAAAGGAACCUUUUGAGAGGCUGGCGCAGAACUUCAGGCAGGCAGAUUAAGAACUGUAAGCAGCAUAAUACCUCCUUUGUGGCUUGAAUUCCUUGGCGGUGUGGGGACCUAAGUCAUUCAGAAGAGGGAGAGAAAAGAUAUUUUCAGAUUGACAGAAUGUGGGAGUUUUGAAAUGAGAAAACCUGUUGUUAAUUUGCAUUUUGGAAUAACUCAAUUGAUCUCUUUUCUGUUCCCCCCACGCCACCCCGCACUCUUGUUUCUCUUUAGGACCUAGAAACAGAAGUGAAGUUUGAAGUCUGCUCUCUGCAAAGAGGGUGGGAGUGGGUGAAGUAGAGAGGCUUGUUUUAAAAGCCAAAAACAGAAAGUAAGAAGAAAUGGGAAAAUAAAACCAAAGCAGCAAGUGACUCUCUUCUGAUGUGCACUUUUCAAUUUUCUUCCACACAUUUCAGUGUUAGAAAGAAAAAGAGACGAGCUAGGGAAAGAAGGAGUUGGGGACAGAAGACUAAGAUUUCGACAUGAAAUUCCAUUUACAAGGCUUUACCGCAAACAAUAGCUAAUUUAGUCCUGUAAACAUGCAUUUAUCAUAAAUUUUUAAUUUUAAUAUUAAAAAUACUGCUUGCAAAUGUUCUGAUGUAAAGGUAGAUAACAAUAUGUAGUUUGCCAUAAAAUGAAUGCAUAUCUUAUUCUUUUCCUUAGUUCUUCAUUAAUGAGACCUGUAGUCAAGAAUGGAUUGAAAAUACCGAUCUCCUGGUGUAGUUAAAAAAAUCUCUUCUGGUAUUGCUGAAACAACUAAUUUUUCUUAUUUUGUUUAUUCUUCUUUAUUAUUAAAUACCAUCUGAAUUAACUCUUUAGUAGUUGGCCUGGUUGGAGCUCUGCGAGGAGCAAAGCUGCCCUCUCCAGGUGAACUACUUGACUUUACCACCUGAAGGAGUAUUUACUGCAAGACUUAACAAAGCAGAUGUUCCUGAUCCAAGCAGAACCCUAUUAUUUGAAGAGCCUGACAAAUCUUAUCCCAUUUAGAAGUGUCCUGGGAGUGCAUCCAAAGUGAAACUUGGGCAUCCUCAAUACUAAGAAAUCUCUGAGAAUGGCUGGGUCUUGGCUCUUUGAUCUUACCUCUACUCCACUGAAAAAUACGAUUAUCUAAAAUUGUGUUAGGUGGAUGAACCACAUCAAAGACUUCCAGAGACCACUCCAGUGACCAUAAGACAAAUGUCAGAAUCGCAUAACCACCAGGAUCAGGCAAGUGUCAUCUUCUCUUAAAAAUAUUUGUUUACAACCGCGAUCUCCUUUUGGGAAUCAUUACAUUUGACUUGCUGCUUAUUUUUGUUGGAUGUUUCCAGUGCUUGAUGAUAAAACUUGAUGUGGCUCUUUGCUUUG